AUGUCGUUUGCAAAUUCGCUAAGCUCUCUAUUGCCUCGUCCUAAGCAUGAUAUGCCACACGUGGAGCUUCUGAGGCAAACAAAUGAUGUUCAAGAUGUUGUAGAUGCUAUUGCCAAAUCGGAAAAUGUUGGCUAUGACGUUGCCGACUUUGGAUCAGAAGGAACAAAACGAGAAACAGUUACUUUGGAGAAUUUUUUGCCAUUAAGACACAAGUACCCAGACUUGGAAUUGCCCUUACCCACCGGUAUCGAAAUCCGUGAAUCAUACCAGCGCACCAAAGCUGUUUUUGACCAGAUAAUGAAUGAGAAGCUUCGUCCACAAGGAACUAACGCUAAUCCGCCGCCGGGUCAUCCAAGCGGUGUGAAAACCAUACAAUACAAUAGUUCAGGAUUGCCUGGUGAUAGUAAGACAAGGGCCAUACAGAUAGUGGAUCAACAGGUUGACCCUCUGCAACCGAAGCUGUUCAAGAUCAAGAAAAUGGUAGCCCCGCCCGCGGACGAACCAUUUGCACCGGUACUGCACAAGUCGGAUGAUAAAACUCCACAGCCCACCAAGGAGGAACGCGACCAGUGGAACAUUCCGUCAGCCAUUUCCAAUUGGAAAAAUCCUAAUGGGUAUGCAAUUGAACUCGACAAGAGAGUGGCAUCGGACGGUCGUUUUGGUAAGGAUUCUGUUGCUCCUCGUGAAAUAAGUGAUGGAUUUACGAAACUAUCAGAGGCUUUAGAUGUUGCUGAAAAGAAAGCCCGACAAGAAGUUAAGUUGAGAGGAGAAGCAAAACGAAUGCUAGCCGAGCAAGAUGCCAGAGAUAAAGAAGAGAAAUUAAGAUUACUCGCUUUAAAAGCGCGUGAGGAAAGAAAGCGUUAUGUUGGUUCAAGCUCCGAGGCUUCAGUUGAGCUUGGUGCUUUGAGAAAAAGAGAAUCAGAGAAGAAAGAUAGAAGGAUACAGUUGGAAAAAGACUUACGGCAAUCUAAGCUGAAUACCGCUGACCGUUUGAGGGCUCUAGCAGCUAAGCAAAACCGAGAAAUUUCGGAUAAAGUAAUACUCGGAGCCGCAAAGGCUAGCGAUACGUCUGGCAUUCAAUAUGACUCGAGACUUUUCUCAAAAGCAGCAAAUGCUAACUCCCGCAGGAGCGAUGAACAAGUGUACGAGAAUCCUCUGUUUAUUCAAGAGGGUAUUAAUACUAUGUAUCGUCCCAACUUUUCACAGAUGAGCGAGGUGCAAAGGGCUGAAGAUACAGAAAAAGCUGUAGGCAUACAAUUACUCGGGAGCACGGGCGAGAAAAGAAGCCGUGAAGGACCUGUCGAAUUUACAGAAGCGGACAACGGGCAGCAGAAAGCAGAUGACUCACAGUCGAACCCACCAAAAAAGCAUCAUACUUCCUGA
Molecule: messenger RNA, 1383 nt
Organism: Lachancea nothofagi CBS 11611
Lineage: Eukaryota; Fungi; Ascomycota; Saccharomycetes; Saccharomycetales; Saccharomycetaceae
Source: the annotation of a GenBank genome assembly